CUCCAACCUUGUAGCAAAUCUACAACGAAAAUAAUUAAUGUCGAACGCAUUUAACGUAAUUUUUAGCAACGCAAAACGAUUUAACACUUAUUUAAAUGUUUAUUUUACAGUAUUUCACAUCUGUACUAAUUCCACGAUGCAUAUAAAUGCCCGCAGAAGCUCCUAAACCGGGGGCAUUUUUCACCGAUUCACUCGGCAUCACUGGUAUUUUGUUUGAUGAUUGUUUGCGGCGCCUCGAGUUGCGAGCGGAGUCCCUUUUGAUACCGAAACUUUAAAAGUUCUAACGGAAAAAGCUGAUGGCUUCUUGUGUAUCCGCGCUUCGUACAUCAAGUUAAAUAGCAAAUGUGUUACCGCUAAUGAAAAAACCGCGUCUUAAUUCAUGGAUUGUUAGCAAUUGCGUGUAAUUUUCGAGUGAACACAUGUACUUGAGUGACUGAUAGCCAUCGUACAACAAUAGCCAUGUCAAACUUGAAAUCUGGUGUUGUUUGGGGUAGCGAGAAGUUGGAAAAAGCCGAAGAUGCCAUCUUGGAGAAUAAAUGGGACAUGGAAGCAUGGGGCUUGCUGAUCAGAGAAGCCCAAAACCGAUUCAUCCAAGACGUACGUUCCUUCUUCGAGAAACUAAUCUCCGUAUUCCCCACAUCCGGCCGAUACUGGAAGAUGUAUAUUGAAAUGGAGAUGAGAGGUCGAAAUUUCGAGAAAGUUGAGCAGCUUUUUCAACGUUGUCUAAUGAAAGUUUUGUAUAUCGAUUUAUGGAAACUCUACGUAGCCUAUGUGAAAGAAACCAAAUCGCUGUUGCCAACCUACAAAGAAAAAAUGGCCCAAGCUUACGAUUUCGCCAUCGAUAAAAUAGGUCUAGAUAUCAUGUCGUUUACGAUUUGGAACGAUUACGUGACGUUUUUGAAAAGCGUAGAAGCUAUCGGAUCAUAUGCCGAGAAUCAGAAAAUUACUGCUAUUCGAAAGGUUUACCAAAGGGCAGUUAUUACACCGAUGUUGAACAUCGAAACUUUGUGGAAAGAUUACCUAGCUUAUGAGCAAGCCAUUAAUCCGAUUAUUGCUGAGAAAAUGCUGAUGGAACGUAGCAAAGACUACAUGAAUGCUCGUCGAGUGGCUAAAGAGUUGGAAAUUAUUAUUAGAGGGUUGAGUAAGAAUUAUCCUAGUAUUCCUCCUACCGGUAGUGCCGAAGAAGCUAAACAAGUCGAGUUAUGGAAAAAGUACAUCUCGUGGGAGAAAAGCAAUCCUUUACAUUCAGAAGACACGUCCCUUGUUACCAAAAGAGUCAUGUUUGCGUUUGAGCAAUGCCUGCUUUGUAUGGGUCAUCAUCCGGAUUUCUGGUACGAAGCUGCCCAGUUCUUAGAUCAAAGUGCUAAGACGCUCACCGAAAAAGGGGUAAAUAUUGCGAACAUGAAUUACGUUCUUUUUUUGAAAACAGAUUUUAUAAAAUUGUUAUUUUUCCAGGAUAUAACUGCCGCUAAAUUAUUCACCGAAGAAGCCGAAGCCAUGUUUGAGCGAGCUAUUGCUAUUCUAAAGCAAAAUAUGCUGCUGCAUUUCGCCUACGCUGAUUUCGAAGAGAGUCACUUGAAGUACGAUAAAGUUCAUCAGAUUUAUAACGAUUAUUUGGAUCAGAAACAAAUCGAUCCUACUUUGGCUUAUAUUCAGUAUAUGAAGUUCGCUCGGAGAGCCGAAGGUAUUAAAUCUGCCAGAGCUAUAUUUAAACGUGCCAGAGAAGAUACCAGAGCGAAAUAUCAAGUGUUCGUGGCUGCAGCGUUAAUGGAAUAUUAUUGUAGUAAAGAUAAGAAUAUUGCGUUUCGAAUAUUUGAACUCGGUUUGAAGAAGUUUUCGAAUUGUCCAGAAUAUGUGAUAUGUUAUAUCGAUUAUUUAUCUCAUUUGAACGAGGAUAAUAAUACGAGAGUGUUGUUUGAACGAAUUUUAUCGUCCGGUGGUUUGGAACCAGCUCAGUCAGUUGAAAUUUGGAACAGGUUUCUAGAAUUCGAGUCAAAUAUUGGCGACUUACCGAGUAUUUUGAAAGUCGAAAAACGUCGAAGUUCUGUUCUAGAAAAGAUCGCCGAAUUCGAAGGCAAAGAAACCGCUCAAAUAGUCGACAGAUACCGUUUCCUCGAUCUCUACCCAUGUACCCAUACCGAAUUGAAGUCAAUAGGAUACAACGUAGUCAGUAAAACCGUUGCAAAAUCUAUUCAUUCGACGUCAUCUGCUCCCAAUCCAGACGUCGUAGAUGAUACGGAUCAACAGCAAACGCAUCUACCUAAACCGGAUAUCAAUCAAAUGAUCCCGUAUAAACCUAAAAUCAACGCUUUCCCGGGAGAACAUCCUAUACCUGGUGGUUCGUUCCCUCCUCCACCGACUGCCUCGCAUUUAAUGACAAUUUUACCACCACCGGAUUGUUUCAAUGGUCCUUUCGUAGGCGUUGAUUCGCUGAUUAACUUGUUCAAUAAGAUGAACCUGCCUGAUCGACCUCCGGCACCUAAAGGAGAUCACGGAUACGACGCCAGACUAUUCGAAUUCGCCAGCUCGGUGCAUUACGUAGACAACGAGGAUAGUUUCAAUAACACCAAUGCAAACACCAAUAAUAGAGUCAAGAAGAGGAAAUUCGGUCCUGGAGGCAUUCAACUAGACGAAAGCGACGAAGAAGAUUACUUCAGUCCUCCUAUCAACGAUAUCUACAGAUUGAGGCAGCAGAAGAAAGUCAAGUAGGAUGCUAAUUCGUCUUCGCUGUCUCGCUGCUGCAAAACCUUUAGAAUAAUUAUGCUAUACCUAUAUUUUUUCGUAUGUUGUAUUUGUACCGUACGUGUGUUGUGUGUUGUUUUUUUUCUUUCCCCAUUCUCCUUUAUGGUGUAUUUAGUUGAUAGUUAUCGCAAGUGUCGAAAGAUGAUGCAUUUUUACUACGAUUUAUUCUCCAUUUUUCAUGUAUAAAGACUCUUUUUGUUUUAUUUGUAUUGGAAUUCGUCGAUUUUUUUGUCCCUCUGAGUUGUUUGUAUAUAUUUACUAUUACAAAGUAUACACAGUAAAAUCAAUGAUUUUAGACGAAA
Messenger RNA from Planococcus citri (citrus mealybug), 3044 nucleotides. It is a transcript of the gene su(f), whose product is annotated as cleavage stimulation factor subunit su(f). NCBI's taxonomy places the organism in Eukaryota, Metazoa, Arthropoda, Insecta, Hemiptera, Pseudococcidae. The record is from RefSeq and is a predicted model, not a curated record. Gene Ontology annotation, biological process: mRNA 3'-end processing. Gene Ontology annotation, cellular component: nucleus. The coding region runs from base 460 to 2709 and encodes 749 amino acids. The transcript has 14 exons. Gene Ontology annotation, molecular function: mRNA binding; protein binding.